This is a messenger RNA of Abrus precatorius (Indian licorice), 2425 nucleotides long. Its product is annotated as pentatricopeptide repeat-containing protein At5g50390, chloroplastic. The transcript has a single exon. The record is from RefSeq and is a predicted model, not a curated record. Gene Ontology annotation, biological process: RNA modification. Lineage: Eukaryota; Viridiplantae; Streptophyta; Magnoliopsida; Fabales; Fabaceae. Gene Ontology annotation, molecular function: RNA binding; zinc ion binding; protein binding. The coding region runs from base 186 to 2258 and encodes 690 amino acids.
CCAACGCAUGUUCCUAGUCACUAACUACCCAACCUACCUUGGCGGAAACCUCAAUGUUUCUGAUGCAGACGCGUUCCAAAUCUCACCUUUUUCCAUUCUACACAUUCACACUCAAAAUCCCUUUUUCAGUAUGAGGAACUUGAAUCCUUACUCACAUUUUCCUUGCAUAUUCACCUCUAUUGUCAAUGGAAAUUGCAAUCUCUCCUCACAAAUCUCAAACCCCUUUUCGGGGUUCUUCCUCUUCCAGCAUCCUUUCCUUUUUUGGUUGUUCUUUUGCCUCAAAGGUGAGAAAUUGGAGCAACCCCGUUUCCCGGAUUUGUUGUUCCUCCAUGGAACAAAGGCUGAAACCCAAACCCAAGAAAAUUGAUUAUGUGGAAAGACAAGUGCCAGUUGUGGAUGACACCCAGAUCAGGAAAACGUCCUCUUCUGGACUCUGUAGUCAGAUAGAGAAGUUGGUUUUGUGUAAUAGGUAUAGGGAAGCAAUGGAGUUGUUUGAAAUUUUGGAACUUGAACAUGAUGGUUUUGAUGUGGGUGGCAGCACUUAUGAUGCUUUGGUCAGUGCUUGUGUCAGUUUGAGAUCGAUUCGAGGUGUUAAGAGGCUGUUCAAUUAUAUGAUUAAUAGUGAGUUUGAGCCUGAUUUGUAUAUGAUGAACAGGGUUUUGCUUAUGCAUGUGAAAUGUGGUCUCAUGAUUGAUGCGCACAAGAUGUUUGAUGAAAUGCCGGAGAAAGAUGUGGUUUCGUGGAUGACCAUGAUUGGUGGACUUGUGGACUCCGGGAAUUUCUCUGAAGCUUUUAGGUUGUUUUUGUGUAUGUGGGAAGAGUUCAAUGAUGGAAGAUCUCGCACUUUUGCCACCAUGAUUCGGGCAUCGGCUGGAUUGGGUCUUAUUCAGGUGGGAAGGCAGAUUCAUUCGUGUGCUUUGAAAAGAGGGGUCGGAGAUGAUAAUUUUGUGUCUUGUGCGCUAAUUGACAUGUACAGUAAGUGUGGUAGCAUUGAAGAUGCUCAUUGUGUGUUUGAUCAAAUGCCGGAGAAGACGACCGUAGGAUGGAAUUCCAUUAUUGCUGGCUAUGCCCUCCAUGGUUAUAGUGAGGAAGCUCUUAGUAUGUACUAUGAGAUGCGCGAUAGUGGUGCUAAAUUAGACCAUUUUACUAUUUCGAUAGUGAUAAGAAUUUGUGCAAGAUUGGCAUCUUUAGAGCAUGCAAAACAAGCUCAUGCUGCUUUAGUUCGUCAUGGUUUUGGCACAGAUAUAGUGGCAAACACAGCACUUGUGGACUUUUAUAGCAAAUGGGGUAGAAUGGAAGAUGCCCGACAUGUUUUUGACAGGAUGCACCGCAAGAAUGUUAUAUCAUGGAAUGCAUUGAUUGCUGGAUACGGUAAUCAUGGUCAGGUAGCAGAGGCUGUAGAAAUGUUUAAGCAGAUGCUUCGAGAAAGGAUGAUUCCCAACCAUGUGACUUUCCUUGCUGUCUUAUCUGCUUGUAGCUAUUCAGGAUUAUCAGAACGAGGUUGGGAGAUUUUUUACUCCAUGAGUAGAGAUCACAAGAUUAAGCCCAGAGCAAUGCAUUAUGCAUGUAUGAUUGAACUAUUAGGUCGAGAGGGUUUGUUAGAUGAGGCUUAUGCACUAAUAAAAAGUGCUCCUUUCAAACCAACGCAAAAUAUGUGGGCAGCAUUGCUGACAGCAUGCAGAAUGCAUGAGAAUUUAGAGCUAGGGAAGUUAGCUGCUGAAAAACUUUAUGGGAUGGAGCCUGAAAAGCUGUGUAAUUAUGUGCUGCUUUUGAAUAUAUAUAGCAGUUCUGGCAAAUUGAAGGAAGCUGCUGGUGUUUUGCAGACAUUAAAGAGGAAGGGUUUAAGAAUGCUUCCAGCUUGUAGCUGGAUUGAAGUCAAUAAACAGCCUUAUGCCUUCCUUUGUGGUGAUAAAUCUCACUCUCAAACAAAGGAAAUAUAUCAAAAAGUGGACAACCUGAUGGUUGAGAUAUCCAAGCAUGGUUACAUUGAGGAGAACGAAACUUUGCUUCCUGAUGUGGAUGAAGAGGAACAGCGCAUUCUAAAAUACCAUAGUGAAAAGUUGGCUAUUGCUUGUGGGCUUAUCAACACUCCAAAUUGGACACCGUUGCAAAUUACACAGGGCCAUCGUGUGUGUGGUGAUUGCCACAGUGCAAUUAAACUCAUAGCGAUGGUUACAGGACGGGAAAUUGUGGUAAGAGAUGCUAGUAGAUUUCACCAUUUUAGAAACGGGAGUUGUUCCUGUGGCGAUUAUUGGUGAUGACAUUAUUAUGUCAUUCAACUCACAGACCUAUAAACUAAUUAGCUUCUUGUUAGCUCACCUCAUCUUCCCCCUAACUUAGCCCCAUCUUUUUUUAUUAGGAUACGAUUCUAUGAUACAUGUAAUUUGUUUUGUGAUCAAUUAAUAAGAGUCCUAUUUUCUUUGAG